Molecule: messenger RNA, 4187 nt
Organism: Amphibalanus amphitrite
Lineage: Eukaryota; Metazoa; Arthropoda; Thecostraca; Balanomorpha; Balanidae
Product: plectin-like
Exons: 17
Coding region: 237-3395 (1052 amino acids)
Biological process (GO): regulation of cilium assembly
Cellular component (GO): centrosome
Source: RefSeq, a predicted model, not a curated record
GAUUUGAAAUUUGGAUUGCAAUGGCUCACAGUUCAAGUUUGAGUGGCUCGGAUGGCUCUGGCUUAUGUUGAUGUGGUCAACGAAGUUUUUGCAGUAACGGUGGCGUUUUUGCAAGCCAUUAAGCUGAAGCCGUUGUGGUUGGGUGAUUGUUCAGCAAGCAAAUGAAAUCAUCCAAGAAUCACUAAUCAGCCAGGGUGUCCAGCAGUGGUGUAGCCGCAGGGUGGCCAGUCGGCAGGAUGUCUCCUCCACCAGCUGGUCCUUGGGUGCCUCCACCAGCCAGAGCAACCCGUGCACCACUCACAGUGAACAUGCUGUCUCCGCUGAAGCUGCGUAUCUCGGAGAUGGAGGCGCUCGCCUCUCUGAUGGCUGACUCGGGCCUGUCGGCCGCCGGAGACACCAGUCCAGAAUCGCGGCGCAGCGGGGACGCUCCCGGCGCGCGGGUGCGUCACGCGCAGCCCCGACCUGUCCGAGGCCGGCGACGGACCAAUAAGGCGAGUGGAUCACAGCGGUCUCGUCGGGCGGGUUUGGCCGACGACUAUGCCCCCGUCAUUCGCCGGCCAGACCGCGACGUGGCGCCACCGUCGGCCGAGGCUGCGCAGGUGGCGCCACCGUCAGCCGCCCGCCGGCCCGUCCACGCCUGCUCGGGACAGAGUGCCAGCACCAGUGAGCGGCUGGAGCCGCCCCCGCCCCCGCCUCCGCCUCCACCCGAGCGGGACGCUGACCACGGGCCGACGGGUCUCCCUGGCACGUUCACCACAGACUCCCAGCUGCCGCCGACGGAGCUGGUACCACCCCUCUCGGAGCUUCUCCCGGAGGCGGGCGCGUCGCUGCACGAGGUACUGGAGAAGUUCCUCUGGGCCAAACAGCAGGCGAGCGCGGCGGCCAACCUCAUGUCCAGCCUACGCCAGGCUGUGGAGCGCAUGGAUCAGGACUCGCCCCGGCAGACUUUGGCGGCGGUGGCGGCUCGAUCAGCCCCGGGCCACGAUCCCGCUCCCCCGGCUCCGACUACCAGCGAGCCCGCCUGUCGGCCUCUGCCGGAGACCGGCGUGGCCGCCCCCAGACCCACCGUGACGCAAACGGUGUCACAGACGGUGUCACAGGCCGUGACGCAGGCCGUGACACACAGCUCUCUGCUGGCCACCUCGUGCUCGCUGACGGGCGCGCCGUGGCCGGGGAGCGUCACGCCGCUCUCGGCCGGCUCUGAGGGCUCAGCCAGCUCGGCAGAGUCGGUCUCCGUGAUGCCCGAGGAGUCGCGCUCGCAGCUGCUGCCGACGGCUACUGAGUCGCGCGACUCGCGCCGCGGCGCGGCCACAGGACAGGGCUCGGAGCUGGACUGGCGCUCCGUCUCUGCCAGCGACACGGCGCCGGGCCGCGGGGGACCGCCGCCGGCCGCCGCCCCCGCCUCCCAGCUGCGACAAGUGGAGGCCCUGAGACGGCGCUACCAGCGCCAGCAGGACAAACUGCGCCGCCUCGAGCAGACCAACUACGUACUGAAUCUGGCUGUGGACGGCCAGGAUAAGACGAUCCGCACUCUGAGCACGCAGCUGGAGGACACCAAGGAGGCGCUGUUGCAGGAGAUCAGCCAGCAGCCGACCCCGGCGCCGGCGGCCGGCCGCGGAGACGCCACGCAGACCGGACCCAGUCUGGUGACUCUCAGGGCGGCCCGCGAGGACGGCACCCAGACGGCUCCGGACGGUGGUGUGGAGGAGGGCGACCCGCCGCCGCCGCGGGUAGAUUCGCCUGGUCCCCCGCCCGGUAGUGGUCAGGCGGAGAACAAGAAAACUACCUCAGUGGCCUGUGGUGACGGCGGUGGCUUGGAAUCGGCGAUAGCUAUGGUAGACAGCCGGAGACCGACCCUGGUGGAGACGGCCACCAGCCCGGUAUCGGAGCCGGACCCGGAGCCGCAGCCGGAGCGGCAGCCGGAGCCGGGGACAGGUCACAUUCAGAGAGAGGCUUCUCGGACCCGGUCAGAGCGGGACGAAACUACGGACGAGAGGAGCGAGCGAGAGGUGCGGCGACUGCUGGCGGCGCUGGACGCCAAGGAACGCGAGCUGGCCUCGCUGAGGGCGGAGCGGCUCGGCGCCACCCCGGACCGGUACCUCCCCGACCAGGCCUUCAUCUCAACACCGGUCUCUGGCGUCACACGAGCCGCUCAGCCUCAGCCGGUCUCUGAAUGGCCCGGUGUGCCUGGCGUGGGUCCGCUUUCCGCCGAGGGAGGCCGCCGGCCGGCAGCGGCCGCCCCCCGGGCCUGGUCCUCGGAGGCGGUACGGCAGUGGGCGCCGCCGGCCGACGGGCGGACACACAGACGACACAGCUUCACUGCCCCUGCCCAGCGGGAGGGUGCUCUGUGGCGUCCGCUGGCUGCCGAGCCGGUCCGCGUGCAGCGGUCCCUGCUGCCCGAGUUUGAGCAGGUGGACGUCGCUGCCGGGACGCGGCCGGCCGCCGCCCCACACCAAGAGUAUGACGAUGAGUGCGAGCGUCUGCAGGAGGCGCUGAACAAGGGCCGAUCAAAGAUUAUCCAGCUAGAGGAGGAGAUUUUCGAGCUCAAGUGCGCCCGACGCCGACACGGCAGUGGCGAGUCCGGCUCGGCGGCAGACCUGUCCCGUCUGACCGGCUCCGUGCUGCUGGGCGGCGGCGGUCCGGGCUCCGGCGACCCGUUCCCGGGCAUAGUGCGGCUCACGGAAACCAAGCUGCAGGAGGCGUAUCAGCUGCUGGUGCGGGAGCGGCAGCGGGCCGGCCAGCUCACCAAACAGGCCUCCGAGGCGGCGCAGAGGCUGGAGAAGGCGGCGGCGGCGACAGCUGAGCUGAAACAGCAGCUGGCGCGGUCUGUUCAGGAGCGACAGCAGCUGCAGGGCCAGCUGACGGCUGCCGAGACGGCCGGCACCGAGCUGAGACAGCAGCUGCAGAAGCUCAGGGAGGAGGUGCAGAGCAAGGACACUCAGCUGGCGCGCACGUCUCAGCACCUCGAGGAGAGGGUAGCUCAGGUGUCCUCCCUGUCCCGCGAGCUGGAGGCGGCCCGCGAGGAGGCCGUCCGCCAGGAGCGCGCCGCCGCCGUCCGACAGGACGACCUGCUGACCCGGGUCACCCAGCUGGAGCAGACGGCCGACGCGCUCCGACUCGAGAACAAACGGCUCGGCCAGGCGCGCGACGAGGCCGGCCACCUGGCUGCGAGCGAGCGGCGGCUGCGGCAGCGUGUCACCGAGCUUCAGGAGCGGCUCGACCAGAGCAACAACACGGCCAAGAUGCUGGAAAACUACAUCCACUUCCUCAAGUCGUCUUACAACAGCAUGUUCGGCGCCCCGACCGCGGCGGGCGGCUCACCGGGGGUCGGCUCCCUGGCCUCGUCUGACGGGCACGGGGCGGCGCGUGGUCUGUUCCAUCUGUCCGGGAAAUGAACUGGUGCUGUCCCGCCGCCAGGGGCUUACCUGAGUGUGUCUGAAGACGACUCAUCACUCAGCUCAGAAGACCUCAGCUCGUCCCCGGAGAUCCUCAAAAACACACCGCCUCGUCUGCCGUUAAUGGGCUGGUGGAACUUUCGUCCACUCUGUCUCCUUGACGAUAAUUGGAACGUGACAUUUUACCUGAGCCAGAGAAGAAAUAUUGUUGCCGUUUAAAGUCGUUGUUUAUGUAAGCCGUGCGCGCUGGUAGGUUUCCUCCUGAUGACAAAAGUUACACUGCGUGGGCACCUGCCCCCGCGAGUCGGAACAAGUGUGCGCUGCUUUAUUUAAAAGCUCGGUAUCAUAGUCGUGACGUCAUGAUCACAACACGGGCGAAACAUGAUUCCGUACAAUACCCAGACGGGUGUCUUUUUACCUAGCCUCAACCGUUGGCUGUUUUGGUGAACCACCUACGCUCUGUCCGGCUGUGUGAUAAUGAAAUGUCCGAGAAUCGCGAAUAAGGACACUGUGAUCUGGGCAUGGAUAUAUUUACUGCAUGAUCUCCACGACGUCAUUUAUGUGCAUUUAUCAUUGUAGAUCACCAUACUCAUCGUCCCUGGACCAAGGGUUGUGUAAAAUGAUCUUCCCAUGGUAAUGUUGUCGUCGAUCUCAGUUUUCCUAGUCAUCGUAAGGACUGCGAGUAUCGUCUGUUUGCUGAUUGUUUGAAGUUUUGGUUGGGGGAUGGGAUUUACCGUUCUAGUCAUCUGUUCUCGUCAGAGUUACGGAAUUUAAUAAAUACCACCCAAUGUU